Cyphellophora attinorum is the source of this 2046-nucleotide messenger RNA. RefSeq names its product Zinc finger protein klf1. Gene Ontology annotation, molecular function: DNA-binding transcription factor activity, RNA polymerase II-specific; zinc ion binding; RNA polymerase II cis-regulatory region sequence-specific DNA binding. The record is from RefSeq and is a predicted model, not a curated record. Gene Ontology annotation, cellular component: chromatin. NCBI's taxonomy places the organism in Eukaryota, Fungi, Ascomycota, Eurotiomycetes, Chaetothyriales, Cyphellophoraceae. Gene Ontology annotation, biological process: DNA-templated transcription; regulation of transcription by RNA polymerase II. The transcript has a single exon. Bases 1 to 2046 code for a protein of 681 amino acids.
AUGGAUGACAACCCACUCGGUAUCUCUCCAUCUAAUCGUACCGAAGACUUCACGAAUUGGUUGUUCGAUCCCAACUUGUCGGGUUACUAUGAUUUCAUCCUCGAUCAACCCAAUGUCUUCGGCCAGAUCUACAGUAACGAGGUACCGGCGCCGAUGUUCGACCAUUCCAUGGAUUCGAAUGGGCUCGUUCCCGAUGCUGUGUCCAGCACUGUGCCCUCGCCUACAAGAGCUUCUGGAUUCCCGGAAUGCAAGCGAGUGCAGCUGCUGGAUCUCAUUCGAGAGCGUUUCUGGGCUGGAGGUGCUGCUACUAUGCUUGUGAAAGGACAACUCUUCAGCGGGGAUCUGGACCAUCCUCUGCACGUCAUGAGCAUGGUCUCCCUGGAGCUGUACAUCGCGACAUACUUUGCCAGCUUCCACGACCAAUUUCCCCUGCUUCACAAGCCUACGUUUAUUCCGGAUCAGGUGAACGAUUUGCUCCUGCUGGCGAUCCUCGGUGUCGGAGCGUCUCUGCUGGAUGAAACCCAGCAUACUGCGGACUUCUGCUCAGCGGCAGCCUCAUUCGGGACCUUCGUUGCCUGGUCUUUGCGAUGGCAAAUUCUCAUGGAUCAAGACUCUGGACCACCAGCUAAGCUGUGGGUACUGCAAUCGUUGGCUAUUCUCGAGUUCUACGAAAAGAUGAACGCGACAAGACCUCUCCACGAGCGAGCCCAUGUCCACUUUGCCGCAACUUUGACUCUGAUGAGGCGUGGCAGUGCGCUCAUUGGCGAUCAAAGCACGCCUCCGUCGCGAGAUGAGCCCGCCGUGUCCGGGAGUGCGGAUCACAGCUGGUUCACCCACUGGAUUGCAAGCGAGGCGACACGACGAUGUGCGUUCGGGGCUUUCUUCUUGGAUGCACUGCACGCUACCAUGUUCGGUCAUGCUGCAACCAUGGUCAUCCACGAAAUUCAGCUGCCGCUGCCGGUCGACGAUGCACAGUGGACUGCUUCCACGGCCUCAGAAGUGGCAAGAAUCGAGUUCAGUCUGCACAAUAACGGCAUCAAACCUACUUCAUUCCUCAGUGGCAUCAAGAGUACUCUCAUGAGCCAGAGGGUCCGGACCAACCCUUUCGGGCGGCUUAUUCUGAUGGGUGGACUUCUGUCUAUCGCUCACCACAUGCGUCAGAAGGAGCUGUACAAAAACACACUUGAGGAGCGCAGUAGCAUUGCCGCCAUGCCCGAGGGCUGGAAGAAACAAUUGAUCAAGGCUUUCGACUGGUGGAAGAGAGACUUUGACAGCAGUCUUGCUCACAUGCAGGCAUAUUCGGUCGUUGGUGCGAAGACGGGCUUCAGACAGGAAGCUCACGAAAUUUCUCGACACCUGGCCACUGCACUCUACCAUCUCGCGCAUAUCUCCUUGUCGGUGCAGAUGCCAGAUCUGUGCACGCUCGCAGGAGCGAAGAUCCUGCUCGGGCGCGUGAUCAGUAAAGCUGACCGCGAUCGAGUACGAGCAAAGAUGAGUCAGUGGGCCAACACUCCAGGCGCGAGGUCUGCUGUACUUCACAGCGUGCGGUAUUUGAAGCUCACUCUGAUGUCUGACACUCCGGCGGAUCGUGGAGGGCGCCAGCCAAUCUCUUCCACGAGCUCUACUUGGCAUGAUGGCUCCAACACUGAUCUGCCACGCUCGUCGGACGUCGUCAUCAUCCGCCCCUGGGUGAUGUAUUACUCGGCCCUCGUCGUCUGGGCAUAUGGCUACCUCCUCGAUGGACCUUUACGGCCGUUCCCAGGGCACAUUUUCCCGGGCCCCCGAUCUGACAUGACUAUCCAAGCCAUGACUUCAUCCAAUCCGUUGUCAGCGGACAGAGGAGAAGCAAUUCGCCACGACGCUGAGCAGUACCUGCAAGCCACUGGAGACUUCUCUGAUCCAGAUGACCUGAGGGCAGUCACGGGCGGCAGAAACCGCGUUGUAGGGGUCCUCACGAUGGCGAUGAGGGCGCUCGAGGGGUCGAGGUGGGAACUGCUGCACGAGGCGCGGACGCGCUUGCGGGAUUGUGUAGAUCAGUUGCGGUGA